AUGGCGGGAACAGCCCCGAAACAACACAUAUCGACCUCUUCACUAAGCAUGUCGACAACACACAUAGUGAGCCUGCUACCAAAUGGCAUUCAACAUAUUCGAUUCUUCCCAACCUCCUACCUCCCUACCAGACCCUACGAAUCGACAAAUGAGUUGAAGCAAAGGAGAUGGAACGGAGGAUGGAUUUUUGAUGGCAAGAGCAUGGGAGACACAGGGCAAAUCUACAGUGAAGCUCCCAGGCCAGGCUGCCAAAAGGUGUUGGAGGUGAAUACAUACGUUGGGUUUUCUUCAAUUCUAUCGAAGGACUAUAGCAAGAAGACUAGGCAAGAAGAAGAACUCGGAGAAUCUUGCUGGCACGCAGGCAAGAUGUGGCUACAUCUCCAGGAUCUCUGA
This is a messenger RNA of Letharia columbiana, 393 nucleotides long. RefSeq lists its product as uncharacterized. Lineage: Eukaryota; Fungi; Ascomycota; Lecanoromycetes; Lecanorales; Parmeliaceae. The coding region runs from base 1 to 393 and encodes 130 amino acids. The transcript has a single exon. The record is from RefSeq and is a predicted model, not a curated record.